AUGAAGUUCACCGUGACUUGCCUCGUCUCCUCCGUUAACUCGUCCCUCCUGGCAGAGAGCGAGGCAGUGACGAAGGAAAUUACGGUGGCCAACCCGAGGGCGACUGUGCAGAACCUGCGCGCCACUGUCGCCAUCCAGUUUCGGCUCAAGGUUGUGGCCUUUGAGUUUCGCUUUGAUCGCCACGAGGGCGACUCAGCGGCGCCAAGCUCAUCUCCGUCUGCGGCAUCCGCGGCGGUGGACUUUGAUGACGAGAAGAAGCUGCUGACGGAGUGCGGGUUGCGGGAAGGCGAUCACUUGACGGUGGUGCCGAAGAAUUACAGCUCGCUGAGCGCGGCCGGUGCGGCAGCGGUGGCGGCGAAUGAGGCCUCGCCAUCCGAGGGCCCCGCAGCGAAGCGUGUACGUAUCGAGUCGAGGGGCGAGGUGGACGCCCCCGUCGUCACUGCGAACGAGGAUGAGGACGUCGAGGAGGACGAGAGCGAACUAGACGAGGAGGACGACGCGGAUGACUCCGAAGAGGACGGCGACGCCACGGGGCAGAACGACUUGUUCGCUGCCUUGCGGGAAGUGGUUCCAGAUCUAACGGUGCUGCGGCAGGAGUUCCUGGCCAACCCGCAGGCCGUGAUGGAGCGGAUCGAGCGGAACCACCCCUCCCUCUUCCAAGUGAUUGUGCAAAACCAGGAGACCUUUGUUACGCUCAUGAACAAUGAGCAGCUCACCAAGGCCGCGCAGAGCAUGCUGCACGACGGCACCAUAUGUGGCGACGAGGAUGAGGAGGGCUCGCUGGUGUGGUCCAUGGGGGAGGAGGAUGAGGAGAUGGACGAGGAGACGGCGGAGCAGAUGAGUGCGCUGUUUCAGAGCUACAUCACCUCCGCGGCCCGCAGCGGCGACAGCGGCGACUUUGACGCGGCCGACCUUGCUGAACUGGAGGCGAGCGGGAUGCAGGUGGAGGAGGUGGGCGACGGCGACGGCAACGCCAGCGGCAGCGCACGCAUUGGCAAGGCGAAGCGGCAGUCAGACAAGGAAUUCAUCCUGUCCCGGGUCCCCUCUGAGGAGGAUGAGAAAAAGAUCCAGGCUCUGACGGAGCUGGGCUUCACCUACGAACAGUGCAAGGUUGCCUUCUACGUGUGCCACCGCAGCAUCGACCGUGCAUCGAACAUGCUCUUUGAAGCCCCACCAGAGAUUUGA
Molecule: messenger RNA, 1185 nt
Organism: Leishmania major strain Friedlin
Lineage: Eukaryota; Euglenozoa; Kinetoplastea; Trypanosomatida; Trypanosomatidae
Exons: 1
Coding region: 1-1185 (394 amino acids)
Biological process (GO): nucleotide-excision repair; proteasome-mediated ubiquitin-dependent protein catabolic process
Molecular function (GO): protein binding; damaged DNA binding
Source: RefSeq, a predicted model, not a curated record